Messenger RNA from Scylla paramamosain (green mud crab), 2906 nucleotides. Its product is annotated as two pore potassium channel protein sup-9-like. The transcript is spliced from 7 exons. Gene Ontology annotation, cellular component: plasma membrane. The record is from RefSeq and is a predicted model, not a curated record. The coding region runs from base 938 to 2056 and encodes 372 amino acids. Gene Ontology annotation, molecular function: potassium ion leak channel activity; outward rectifier potassium channel activity. Lineage: Eukaryota; Metazoa; Arthropoda; Malacostraca; Decapoda; Portunidae. Gene Ontology annotation, biological process: stabilization of membrane potential; potassium ion transmembrane transport.
AGCGGGCGGUGAUAUUGAUCUGCGCGCCGUGCUCUCCCCACACCGCCACCAGCCUCCCGCGCAGCUUCAUGUAAACACCACCAGCUGAUACAGGAGCCAGGUCGACCCGUCCACGCUAAACAUUCCCCGUUGCUCCUCAUAUCAGACACCCAGCGGCUCCUACACUCACCUACACCUCGUACAAAAGAACAUGGGGAAGGCGUGGCAUCUCUGACGACGCUAAAAUACCUUCAGGAGCUUAUCAGUGACCCCAAACUCUCGACACUUCUUCUCCUUCGUCAGUAGAAUACGUUAAAGGGACCUGUUUCGUGUUUAUUGAAGGGACAGGUACCGGUGAAGUGAGAAGAAUGUUCCACACACGUUAAGGAAGGACCAGCUGGCGUUCUCAGUGUUAUGUCGUGAAGCAGUGACGCAUUCAGUGCCUUAGGAGGAUACGAAGAGUACACAUGGUAGUUACUGAUGAAAACCAAAGCGAUACGGAGAUAAGAAAAAGAAAGUGACGAGAUAAACAAGAAGUAAGGGUAAAUAAGCGAUUUAAAAGUGAUAAAACGAGAAAACAAAAAAAAAAAAACACUUGAGAAAAGAAACUACACGAAUAAUUGACAAACACAAACAAAAAUAACGAAGGAAAUAACAAAACACCGCUUUUGUUAUAAAGAAGAGUGCAUGAACGUACCAAAAUAAAACUCGAAAACAAGAAAAAACACUCGAGACAAACAAAACAAAACAAAAACACACCAAAAAAAAAGCGAAAAUAAAAACAAACUAAACAAAAAAAAAAAUCUUGAGGCACAAAACGUCUUAGAAAUAAAAGAAGACAAAAAAAAAGGCGACGAAAAAUAAAUAAACAAACAAAUAAACAACAAUAUCAAUCUUUUCUUUGAGUCGCGUUCGUAAGGCCGUCGCGGUGAAGAUCGAGGUGGAAGCAGAUGCCAGGAUGAGGCGGCAGAAUGUUCGGACUUUAUCGUUAGUGGUGUGCACCUUCACCUAUCUCCUCAUUGGCGCAGCGGUGUUCGAUGCCCUGGAGUCUGACGCGGAGGCGGAGAGGCUGCGUGUCAUUGAGUAUGUCAGGGGCCACCUUCUGCAGCAGUACAACAUCUCGGGCGCGGAGUACAAGCUGAUAGAGACUGUGAUCAUCGAGAACCAGCCACACAAAGCAGGCCAGCAGUGGAAGUUUGCAGGCGCGCUGUACUUCGUGACGGUGGUGGUGGCCAUGAUAGGUUACGGGCACUCCACGCCGGAGACGAUAGGCGGCAAGGCGUUCUGCAUCGUGUACGCCGUGGUGGGCAUCCCGCUGGGCAUGGUGAUGUUCCAGUCCAUUGGUGAAAGGCUUAACAAAUUUACCUCGGUCAUUAUAAAGAAGAUGAAGAAGAUGCUGGGGUGCGCCACAACGGAAGCGACGGACGUGAAUCAGCUGUUCGUGACGGGCACCCUGUCCUCCAUCGUGAUGACCGCCGGGGCCGCUGUCUUCUCCCACUACGAGAACUGGAACUACAUCGACGCCUUCUACUACUGCUUCAUCACCCUCACCACCAUCGGUUUUGGGGACUUCGUGGCUCUGCAGAAGGACAACGCGCUCACCACCAAGCCGGGCUACGUGGUGCUGUCCCUUGUGUUCAUCUUGUUCGGCCUGACGGUGGUGGCCGCCUCUAUCAACCUGCUGGUGCUGCGCUUCAUGACCAUGAACACCGAGGACGUGAAGGCGGGAGACUACGAGAUGCAGGACGCCUCUCGUUCGGUCAUCACCCUGGACGGGGAGCUUAUGGCCAUCAAUGGGAAGCUGCUGGCGGGGACUCCUGACGCAGAGAUCAACAUGGACGGCAACCUUGGCUCCUACACCAGCGUGGCCACCGUCUGCUCCUGCACCUGCUAUCCGCGCCCGCACCACAGCCCCACGGAGAGCAGGCACAGGUCCCCGUCACGCAUCUCACACCUCCUCGUGGACCAGGUGGGCACAAGCAAGGUGAUGCCCCCAGGUAGUGAACAAUUCCCGCCCCUCCUUCACGACUCCUUCAUGGUCGCCAACUACCUCAGGAUGAAACGCUCGUCUGUAUAGGUUAGCAAGGGACGUAACGAGGGGAUGGUGAUUAAGAAUGGCUGUUUAAACUAUAUUUCCGUCUGUUCGUUUCUCUCUCUCUCUCUCUCUCUCUCUCCUCUCUCUCUCUCUCUCUCUCGUAAGGAAAGGUUAAAAGGCAAAAAAUGAACUAGGAAUUUAUCUUCGUUGAUUAUUUAUUAAGCAGAAGUUUAUGUAGAGUGACUUACGUAACUAACUUGUGCCAAAAAUACGUAUUACUUAGAACAAUACUUAACGAACACAAAUGCUGUAAAAGUAAAGAAACCUAUUUAAAGUAUAUUGUAUUCAAGCUAUAGAAUUUUUUUUUUCUGUAUAUAUGUAUAGUCUCUCUCUCUCUCUCUCUCUCUCUCUCUCUCUCUCUCUCCUCUCUCUCUCUCUCUCUCUCGUUCCUACAGAUGUAAAAAGGGAAGCAGAAAGGACACAGGAUAAAAAGAGGAAAGAAAAGAAAUACUAUGAAUAAAAAAAAUGUAAGAUAGAAAAGACAAGAGAAAAAUCGAUUAUGGUGAAGAUUCGAUAACACACACACACACACACACACACACACACACAAAGGGAUGUAUCUUUUUCCACACAUGAGAACAUCUAUACAUAAACAUACUUCCAACUUCAAAAAUAAUAACAAUAAGUAUUUCACAAAAGUAUUUACCACAACGUAUUACUUGCAUAUCUUCAGACUACAAGAAUUAUUACAAGUUAACUAUACAAGCUCACUAACUAUACAUUACUUCAUACAAUAUUAUCUACGCCCGUUUUCUGUGGCACUAGUAUGUAAAUAUAUCACUAUUUUGUUAUGACCUGACCAACUAACGAAAUAACAAAGUAUAUCCUUCAA